AUGCCUCCCAAACCCAGCAAGCGCAAGGCGACAAAGGCACCGGCCAAGGACAAGGGCGAUCCUCAGCCAACUCCAGCUCGCACAGCUGCGCGGGCGGUAUACGAUAUACUCGAAUUGCGGGAUGCCAUCUUCAAGCUGGUUGAUCGGAGAACUCUCGCGGGGAUGUGGCUGGAAAAAGCGGCGGUAGCGAGUGUAGUUGGGGCACUAUACGAGUCGUUAACAGGCGCUGAGGUGAAGAAGGGUUUACGACCGAACUUGAAAUCCUCCAGAUUUGAACUGUAUCAAAACGCUGUCCGCACCUAUGAUCGAGGCCAUAUAGGCCGAUUUCCACCACCUGGCCAGCGAGCUUGGCAGGCGUUACCGGCGGAACUGCCGGAACUCACAGAAAGCAUCGCCAAUCUUCGCAUGCUCUUUCCCCGGUUACGCACCAUUCUAGGCGACCAUGGAUUCGGGUCGCACGACGAGACGUACAUUGUGCACAUACGCGACGGCUCUAUACACGUCGAGCUACACACUCCUUUACGCUUCAGGGACUACGAGGCUCGCCUAUCGGCCAGCGGCACCCCCAUCCUUCUAAACGCUCCCUCUUGUCCCGGCCUCACAAUCACCCAGACGUUCUCGGUCGAGGUGGUCAUGGGGGACUGGCGCGGCGCCGAUGUGGCGGCGGAUUAUGUCAAUGAGGAGGACUUCCAAGAGCUCAAGGCGUUGAGAGGUAGAUGGGCCAAAUGGUACUUGUCUGGUCCAUUCGAUCCGCGGAUCAUCAGCCUCAGCCCUCAUCUCACCGGAGACGAUGAGGUGCUCAACACAGACAUCAUGGCCUUCCUCGCAAGGCGGUGCCCGGGUAUCGCCUACCCGCCUAUCCACUCUUUCCGGAUCCCAAACCUUACGGGGACCAUGACGCCGGUCAGAUUCAAGGCGCUCUGCCAAACUAUCGGGCCGGAACUUCGGUCGUUAAUCGUCGAAGGAUCGAUAAGUCGUUUCAUAAGCAACUGGCCUACACUAUUCGGCAUCAUGGACGCGGCUUUCCCCAAGCUUGAGAGCCUGCACAUCACAAACUCGCUGUACCGGAAGAAGGUAUUCGAAGUCAAACAUAUCUUGACGGGCAUGAGCAAUCUUCGGAUGCUUUCCUUUGACGACGUCGCUUCGGAUCACCUCGGACACGCCGCCUACAGCCUAGCGGGGCUCGGAACCAGGCAUUGCGUCUAUCGUAUCUGUGACCUGGAGAGGCGGGGCGAGGUCGAGAUGUUUCACGAGAUGAUCAGGCAGAUCAAAUGUGGUGUACCAGAUACAGACCAGGAGGCGCACUGGACGCGGUACAUCAACUCGGAUCUGUAUGCGGAAAGCCGUCCUAAGUGCCCUAUCGUGAUCGGGAGAAGAGAAAGAGAGGCCGCGGAGGCGGCCGCCCGAGACCAGGCAGAUGAGACAGUCUAG
Dioszegia hungarica is the source of this 1431-nucleotide messenger RNA. RefSeq lists its product as uncharacterized. NCBI's taxonomy places the organism in Eukaryota, Fungi, Basidiomycota, Tremellomycetes, Tremellales, Bulleribasidiaceae. The record is from RefSeq and is a predicted model, not a curated record. The transcript has 3 exons. The coding region runs from base 1 to 1431 and encodes 476 amino acids.